Molecule: messenger RNA, 1496 nt
Organism: Parathielavia appendiculata
Lineage: Eukaryota; Fungi; Ascomycota; Sordariomycetes; Sordariales; Chaetomiaceae
Product: thiolase
Exons: 3
Coding region: 119-1378 (419 amino acids)
Biological process (GO): fatty acid beta-oxidation; phenylacetate catabolic process
Cellular component (GO): peroxisome
Molecular function (GO): acetyl-CoA C-acyltransferase activity
Source: RefSeq, a predicted model, not a curated record
CUGUCCACAUCGACAUUGGUUAGUCACUGUCAAACACAAGUAUCCCGACUUCAUCUUUCUUCUCCUAGUGCAUCUCUUUACGGUUCCUUCCAGUCCCUCACAUACUUUCAACUUCAAGAUGGGUGCUCUCGAUAGACUCUCCCAGCUGGGCAACCAGAUCUCUGGCGGCGCUUCUUCAAGCGGUAAGGCCAAGAUCCUCGAGAAGAACCCCGAUGAUGUUGUCGUCACAGCAGCUCUCCGGACAGCCAUCACCAAAGGCGGCAAGGGCGGCUUCAAGGACACGUAUGCGGCCGACCUGAUGGCUGGCGCCCUAAAGGGCAUCAUCGACCGCUCCAAGAUCGACCCGGCCCUCGUCGAGGACAUUGUCGUGGGCACCGUGCUGGCCCCAGGCGGCGGCGCCACCGAGAUGCGUGCCGCCUCACUCGUCGCCGGCUUCCCCACCUCGACCGCCGUGCGCACUCUCAACCGGCAGUGCUCGUCGGGCCUGCAGGCCUGCGUCGACAUCGCCAACCAGAUCCGCGCCGGCAUGAUCGAGGUCGGCAUCGGCGCCGGCGUCGAGAGCAUGUCGACCCAGUACGGCCCGGGCGCCGUGUCCGAGUUCUCGGAGCUGCUCGAGUCGCAUCCGGAAGCCGCCAACUGCAAGGUGCCCAUGGGCGUGCUAUCGGAACAAAUGGCCAAAGACCGCGGCAUCACACGCGCCAGCCAAGACGCCUUCGCCGCCGCCUCGUUCCAAAAGGCCGUCAAGGCGCAGGCCGCGGGCCUCUUCAAGGAGGAGAUCGUUCCGCUCAAAGUCAAGUUCGAGAACCCCAAGACGGGCGAGACCAAGGAGAUCGUCGUCGACCGCGACGACGGCAUCCGCGACGGCGUGACGGCCGAAUCGCUCGGUAAGAUUCGCGCCGCCUUCGCCAAGGACGGCUCCAUUCACGCCGGCAACGCGAGCCAAGUCAGCGACGGCGCGGCUGCCGUGCUCAUGAUGAAGCGCUCGACCGCCGAGAAGUUGGGCCAGCCGAUUCUGGGCAAGUUCGUGGCGGCCUCGGUCGUCGGCGUGCCGCCCUUGCUCAUGGGCGUCGGCCCUUGGAAGGCUAUUCCCAAGGUGUUUGAGCUGACGGGCCUCACCAAGGACGACGUCGACAUCUACGAGAUCAACGAGGCCUUUGCCAGCCAGUGCCUGUGGUGCGCCAACGAGCUGGGCCUGCCGCAGGAGAAGAUUAACCCCAAAGGCGGCGCCAUUGCUUUUGGACAUCCGCUUGGCUGCACCGGUGCGCGACAGGUAUCGACACUGCUCUAUGAGUUACGGAGGACGGGUAAGAAGAUUGGGGUCACGUCCAUGUGUGUCGGUACAGGUAUGGGCAUGGCUGCUGUUUGGGUGGCUGAGUAAAGGGAGGAAAGUGAGUAAGAGGUAAGGGUGAAGGGAAAAGGGGGUUUGCUUGUAUACCAAUAAUGACAUGAUGUAUUUCUUACUAGAGGAGCAAUGCAUGCGGAUGGUUUUGGUUAGG